Molecule: messenger RNA, 2405 nt
Organism: Dermacentor silvarum
Lineage: Eukaryota; Metazoa; Arthropoda; Arachnida; Ixodida; Ixodidae
Exons: 3
Coding region: 547-2037 (496 amino acids)
Molecular function (GO): zinc ion binding
Source: RefSeq, a predicted model, not a curated record
UCAAUAAUUUGAUUCAUUGUAAACAGAAAUUACCUAAAUCAGCAGUUAGCAGUAGAAAUAGCUGAUACAAUAAUGUUUUGACCAUAGUUUUACUGGCACAUGCCUACUAAAUUUGGUGCCAGCUGUGUUAUAGCAUUUGGCAUGGAGAAAUGAAUUCAUAGCAGUUGAGGGAAACAGACUUGCAGGUGUCACUCAUACUUUUGACUACUAUUACUGCAAUUGGUUAUUGUCUUAUUGCCAUUUAGGUGGCUAAGUCAUGCAAUGUGUGGCGGAGACUCUUUUUGUAAUGGUGAUGUAUUUAACAAACUUUAGAGCCUGGGCAGCCAAUUUGUGGUGUUAUAAAUGCAUUGAAAAAGCAAAUUUUCAAAAUGUUAUAAAUUGUGUACAAGCACAGACAUAACACAUCCAUUAGACAUCAUCCUUUAUACCAUUCAUUCAGUAUUUCAUUUUAAUGAUAUAGGGUUAUGGAGGAAAAUGAGCAGUAAACAGGCAGCAUAAAGCUUACUUAGAUAUCUACAUCAAAAUGUUGGAAUAUAUUUGCAAUCUAUGCAAUCCAUAUUCCAGGCUCCUUUAGUACUGAUGACGGACAACUCCCGUCCUGAAAAGGAUGCUCUUAAAAAGACAUGGCCCACAGCAGAGCAGCUCCUAUGCCAGUUUCAUGUGCUGCAAGCAGAAUGGCGCUGGCUAACUGCAACUGCUAACAAAGUCCCCAAGGAAGACCGACGUCAGCUGAUGGCUGCCUUCCAAAAGAUACUGUAUGCAAAGGACCUGAGCCAGCUUCAGGCAGCAAAGGAGCACCUGCGCACUGUUGGGCAUGAAGGCUACAUCCGCCGAGUAGAGGCAUUUCUUUGCUGUGAAAAGGAGUGGGUACAGAUGUACCGAACAAAUCUAGCGACAAGGGGGCACAACACAAAUAAUUAUUCGGAAGCAUCGAUAAGAAUCCUAAAAGAUGUUGUCCUUUGCCGGACAAAAGCAUUCAAUGCUGUUGCCUUGGUCGAAAUAGUAGUCUCAACUUGGGAAAAGUAUUUUGAGACCAGGCUUCUGCGGCAUGCGCACCAUCGAGAAGCGUCGCAUCGCCUGACAUUUGAGCACCUGCUGCAAGACCUGCCAAAGCUGCCCGCAGGGAGCAUCAGAAAAUCUGGUGAAACGUACUAUGUGCCCAGCUCCUCAAGCACGGUGACACACGAAGUACAAGCUGAUGUGGGUAUAUGCAGCUGUUGGGUAGGCAGCCGAGGUGCCUUCUGUAAGCACCAGGCUGCAGUGCAGAGGGAAUUCGGAGGGUGCUUCCCUAACAGCCCUAUGCUCACACCAGCAGAUUGCAAGCAGCUCGGGCAACUUGCACUAGGUGAGCGAUGCCCCCCACUCCAAUUCUAUUUGCCAAUGAGGCCAGCACAGCAAGGUGUCAACAUAGCGGAAAGCGACUCGGGUGUACCAUCACAACAAGAGCCAGGCCCAAGCACCGCUUCCAGCUUCAGUCCACAGGCAGGGCCAAGCACCGCUCCCGACUUCAGUCCACAGCCAGGGCCAAGCACUGUUCCCGACUACUGUCCAGAGCCAGGGCCAAGCACUGUUCCCGACUACUGUCCAGAGCCAGGGCCAAGCACUGCUCCUGACUACUGUCCAGAGCCAGGGCCAAGCACUGCUCCUGACUUCAGUGCACAACCAGAGGACCCCGAAGAAAUGUACAGUGCAUUGGAAAAGGCGCUCAGGAAAAUGCACAAGCUUGCAGAAGGGAACGCCGCCUACACAGUGUUGCUGAGGAGCUUUACCGAUGGAAUAGGAAAAGUUUCCAGCAGCAGUGGAGCAUACAGCAUGCUCCUGAGGCUAAAUGCUGCUGCUCGAGCAGAGAGACGCCAUGGAAAAAAAAUCCGGGUCCAGCCAACAGCCUUGGCAAGGCGCCGACCCGGAGUCACCAGAAAAUCCACCCGAAUUCCUCCUGGUCGGCCAGCCAAAGCUGGCAAUGCUAGGAAGUCUAAACGCGGGCACAAAUUAAGUGAUUCAGUUCGUGCGAAUGUGCCGGCAGCUAAGAGCCACUAAAGCUGACGACAGCUAACAUAUCAGGCAUUUCCCCCCCCCCCUUUCUUAGCUGCACCAAAUCUUUAAAAACUGCCUGUGGCAGAUAGCACAAUUUUAACACUUGAACUAAGUUAGUUGAUGAGGCAGACAAUAAUCCCCCGAACAAUCAAAUGUGCAAUCGACUAAUUAUCACAAUUUUGCUAACUAGUUCUUUACUAAUUAUUUACAGCACAUACUGUAAUUUACAUAUUGCAACUAGCAAGUAUGCAAGGCAUAUCGACUUGGGAACAAAUUCUGAGGAUGGUAUCGGUCUGCGUUUUACGCUGUCAAACUAGUAAUUGGAACAGCCAUGUAUUUUGUCAAACACUUUGAAAAUGAAUGCCCCGAAA